Messenger RNA from Enterobius vermicularis (human pinworm), 591 nucleotides. The record is from the annotation of a GenBank genome assembly. Lineage: Eukaryota; Metazoa; Nematoda; Chromadorea; Rhabditida; Oxyuridae.
AUGACAAUGUCAAUUAUUAAUGCUAAUUUAUUGCAACUUUUAUUGCUGCUAUUAUUUUGUUGUAUUAUUCACGUGGAACAGUUUGUUGUCGAUGACGGUAAUACUGCUAAUGGUAAACGUGAUACUAUUGCUGACUGUAUUAGUAUUCAAAAUGUCAUUCAGCGUUAUUUGAAUAAACAACAACGUAGACAACUGGAACUGUUAAUUGAGAAUGAAUUCACUGGAAAUAAUCAAGACAAGGUAUUCGAUGAUGUACUAACUUUUUUACGAACACGAUUAACCAGAAAACAAUGGGAUGAAGUUUUACCAGAACUGCAAGUUUAUCGAAGUGUCGGUUACGAUUGCGAAUCGUUCAAAAAUCGUCUUACACCAUUCCAAUUUAAAAUGCUUUUGGCAUUUAUACAAGAAGCCGAAUAUAUGGGUGCAACGAAGAAAGAAAUCAAGAAAUUGUUUGAUGGCCUACUUGAAGAAUUUAUGCUUGAAGACUAUCGAGUAGAAAAAAAACCAUCCGAAUCUUUGGAAAACAAGGUAGCCGCUGCUGAACCAUUGUUUCCGAUUGCUCAUCCAUGGUUUGCAACGUUUGUUGACUAG